AUGAGCUCUACAGAAGACCUCGAAUAUCCUCAUAUCCUGAUUCAGUACCAGAAUGGGUUUUUAAUAUCAAAGGUUUUGUUUGCUGCCUGUGAGCUCGGAGUGUUUGAUCUGUUGAGAAACUCGGAAGAUGCCUUGUCUUCAAAGGCCAUAGCUGAACAGCUUGGCAGCAGCGCCCAUGGAAUGGAAAGGCUGCUGGAUGCUUGUGCAGGUUUAAAGCUCCUGCGGGUUGAGGUGAAAAAGGAAGGAGUGUUUUAUGGAAACACAGAAGUAGCCAAUCUUUAUCUCACAAAGUCAAGUCCAAAGUCUCAGUAUCAUAAUUUGAUGUACUACUCAAAAACCAUCUACCUGUGCUGGCACUACUUGACCGAUGCUGUAAGGGAAGGGGAAAACCAGUAUGAAAAAGCAUUUGGCAUUUCAUCAAAAGAUGUCUUUGAAGCUCUUUACAGAUCAGAGGAAGAAAUGAUUAAAUUUAUGUAUGGACUGAAUGCAGUUUGGAGCAUAUGUGGUAGAGAUGUGAUUGCUGCAUUUGAUCUUUCUCCUUUCACUGUGAUUUAUGAUCUUGGAGGGGAUUUUUUUAAAGAUCCCAUUCCAGAAGCCAACCUGUAUAUCUUAGCAAGGGUACUUCAUGACUGGGCAGAUGAGAAAUGUGUACAACUCCUCAUAAAGGUGCAGAAAGCCUGCAAAACUGGUGGUGCUGUUUUACUAGUUGAGACCCUUCUGAAUGAAGACAAAAGUGGGCCAUUGGAAAGCCAACUCUGUUCCCUUAACAUGCUUGUUCAGACUGAAGGGAAAGAACGGACCUCAACAGAGUACAGCAAACUCCUCAUAGCAGCUGGUUUCAAGGCCAUUGAAAUCAAGAAAACUGGAAAGCUGUAUGAUGCCGUUUUAGGAAGAAAAUAACAUGGUCUCUGCCACUUUAUUGUAA
This is a messenger RNA of Varanus komodoensis (Komodo dragon), 925 nucleotides long. It is a transcript of the gene ASMT, whose product is annotated as acetylserotonin O-methyltransferase. The transcript is spliced from 7 exons. Gene Ontology annotation, biological process: methylation; melatonin biosynthetic process. The record is from RefSeq and is a predicted model, not a curated record. The coding region runs from base 1 to 900 and encodes 299 amino acids. Gene Ontology annotation, molecular function: acetylserotonin O-methyltransferase activity. NCBI's taxonomy places the organism in Eukaryota, Metazoa, Chordata, Lepidosauria, Squamata, Varanidae.